Messenger RNA from Aspergillus mulundensis, 2193 nucleotides. Its product is annotated as putative choline kinase. Gene Ontology annotation, cellular component: cytoplasm. Gene Ontology annotation, biological process: phosphatidylethanolamine biosynthetic process; phosphatidylcholine biosynthetic process. Lineage: Eukaryota; Fungi; Ascomycota; Eurotiomycetes; Eurotiales; Aspergillaceae. The transcript is spliced from 4 exons. The record is from RefSeq and is a predicted model, not a curated record. The coding region runs from base 1 to 2193 and encodes 730 amino acids. Gene Ontology annotation, molecular function: choline kinase activity; ethanolamine kinase activity.
AUGGAUUCUGACAAGUCAUCCAAAGGCCCCUACUCAGGUUUCGAGACUAGUCUGCCCUCCCCCGCUCAAAACCCCCGUCAAGAUCCUGCAACAAACCCCGAAGGAAAUGUCACCAGACAACGUCGCGUUUCUGUCACUAAGGUCACGACUCGCCAGCAUUUCUGCCAUCAAUCUUCCCCGAGCACCUUGAAUCACCAGACGCCCAAUGUGAACGAACCGGUGACAAGAGAAGAUAUCGAGCGAUGGCUGAAACAGGGCGAGGAGGAAUCGCGACAUAACCUCUUCAGUCAGGUGUACGAAUGGCUCUCGCGCGAAAAGUCCAAACGCAAGAAUAUUAGGAAGUCCAAUGGCUCGACAAACGGCUCAGGGAAUGGUGUUGACAACGAAGGAGACGCACAUGGCGAUGGUGCUCAUUUGACGAAGACUGUUUCGCAAGGCUCCGAUACCACCCUAGCCCUAGAUGGACUAGAAAAGAUUCUCCUACAAUAUGCUUCUCGAUAUGAUAACCGCGCUACAUCAACUUGCUCCUCACGUCGAUCCGCACGCCGGCGCCAUGCUUUGAAGGGUCUGCGGAGAGGCUCCGCUUCCGAGUCCGAUCAUGAACUCGACCCAGUCACCCCUGGCGUGGAUGCUGUUUUGGACAACUCAAGAACGUUAUCUUAUACUGGUGGUGGCGUGGAAAGUGAGGAUGGCGAUACUGCAAGCAUCAAGCGAGCCAAAGAUCGAGAGGCCUGGAUUGUCUUCAAGAGCGAACUUCUCCGCUUGACUCAUACGCUGCAAUUGAAGGGCUGGCGAAAGAUCCCGAUGGAGUUGGCGGCUGAAAUUGAUGUGGUUCGACUGAGCGGUGCUUUAACGAACGCUGUAUACAAAGUCACACCUCCCCAGAACAUUCCUCCACCCAGAGCCGAAGACGGAUCGUAUACAUUGGUGCCUAGGAGGCCUCCUCCGAAGCUCUUGCUACGUAUCUAUGGCCCGCAGGUGGAUCACCUCAUCGAUCGAGAGAAGGAACUUCAAAUUCUUCGACGACUGGGACGGAAGAAUAUUGGCCCCAAAGUACUCGGGACGUUCAUUAACGGUCGGUUCGAGGAGUAUUUUGAGGCUCGCCCCCUCACGCCGAAGGAGCUCCGGGAUCCGUCGACGAUGAAGCAGAUUGCGAAACGCAUGCGCGAGUUGCACGAUGGGAUUGACCUGCUAGACGACGAGAGAGAAGGUGGUCCGAUGGUCUUCCACAACUGGGACAAGUGGGUUGAUCGUUGUCAGCAGGUGAUCAGCUGGGUAGAUACAGAAAUCCACUCCCCUCAGAACGAGAGCAAAGCUGCGUCUGAGCCCUGGCGUCGACGUGGAUAUGUCUGCGGUGUUCCUUGGCCCAAGUUUCGCAAGGCAGUCGAAGACUACCGUAAGUGGUUGGUUGUGAAUAGCGGUGGCAUACAUGAGAUCAAACGGCAGCUAGUGUUUGGCCAUAACGACACACAAUACGGUAACUUGUUGCGCAUGGAGCCUAGCCAGCAGUCCCCCCUUCUCCUCCCGCAGAACGAGCACAAGCAACUGGUCGUCAUCGACUUUGAAUAUGCCUCAGCGAACACGCCCGGUCUGGAAUUUGCGAACCACUUUACCGAAUGGUGCUACAACUACCACGACACCGAGAAACCCUGGGCAUGCAGCUCCCUGUUCUACCCAACACCAGAGCAACAACAUCAAUUCAUCACCGCGUACCUAACCCACAGACCAGGGUUGGGCGGCCGCGCCUCCCCAUCUAUCACACCGAUCAUGCGUCCCCUUUCCGCAAGCACCCCCACCAUGACACCACUCGACCUCAACGCAACCAGCCCCGACCUGGUCCCUCAGCGCCCGCUGGAUAGUAUCGAGCGCAGUACAUACCAGGACACUCUAGAAGCAGAGACUCAGUUCCUCAUCCGCCAGACACGACUCUGGCGCGUCCUCAAUUCAGCUCAGUGGGUGGCUUGGGGUAUUGUUCAGGCUAAGGUGCCGGGGAUGGAGAACGACGUAGACUCGACCGCAGCGCCACCGGUAGACAGCGAGGUUGACGAUUCAGACGAAUUCGAUUAUCUGGCCUACGCGCAGGACCGGGCGUUCUUCUUCUGGGCAGAUCUUGUGGCUUUGGGAUUUGUCCAAAAGGAGCAGCUUCCAGGGCCCUUGGCCGAGGCUAUUGAGACGAGGCUACUGGACUAUUGA